Molecule: messenger RNA, 2674 nt
Organism: Ananas comosus (pineapple)
Lineage: Eukaryota; Viridiplantae; Streptophyta; Magnoliopsida; Poales; Bromeliaceae
Product: probable metal-nicotianamine transporter YSL6
Exons: 8
Coding region: 100-2136 (678 amino acids)
Cellular component (GO): vacuolar membrane
Molecular function (GO): oligopeptide transmembrane transporter activity
Source: RefSeq, a predicted model, not a curated record
CACAACCGUCAUCGUCCCCAAUCUUCUCCCUCCUCCUCCUCCUCUCUCCUCUCUCCCGAAGCAACCCUAACCCUAACCCUAACCCUAAGCGAUCGCCAAAUGGGGACGGAGGUCACCUCGGCGGCGGCGGAGAUCGGGGAGCCGCUGCUUCCUUCUCCCGGGGCGGCGGCGGCGGCGGCGGAGGAGGAGGAGAUCCCGCCGUGGAGGGAGCAGAUCACGAUCAGGGGGUUGGUGGUGAGCGCGAUGCUGGGGACGCUCUUUUGUGUCAUCACGCACAAGCUCAAUCUCACCGUGGGGAUCAUCCCCUCUCUCAAUGUCGCCGCGGGGCUCCUCGGGUUCUUCCUUGUGAAGAGCUGGACGGGGUUCGUGGAGAGGAUAGGGUUCGUGACGAAGCCCUUCACGAAGCAGGAGAACACGGUGAUCCAGACGUGCGUGGUCGCGUGCUAUGGGUUGGCUUUUAGCGGGGGCUUUGGGUCGUAUAUGCUUUCGAUGGAUCAGAGAACGUAUGAACUUAUCGGACCAGAUUAUCCGGGCAACAGGGCGGAAGAUGUUAAAAAUCCUUCCUUGGGUUGGAUGAUUGGUUUCAUGUUCGUCGUUAGCUUCCUUGGGCUCUUUAGUCUCGUCGCACUACGGAAGGUGAUGGUUAUUGAUUAUAAGCUUACAUAUCCAAGUGGGACAGCAACGGCCCUGCUUAUAAACAGCUUUCAUACUAAUACUGGAGCUGAGCUUGCCAGAAAGCAAGUUCAUUGCCUUGGUAAGUAUCUGAGCAUUAGCUUCUUGUGGAGUUGCUUCAAGUGGUUCUUUAGUGGUGUUGGGGAUUCUUGUGGCUUCGACAACUUUCCUACACUAGGCCUUGAAGCAUUUAAGAACACGUUCUAUUUUGACUUCAGUCCCACUUAUCUUGGAUGCGGUCUUAUAUGCCCUCAUAUUGUUAAUUGCUCUGUUCUUUUGGGAGCCAUUAUAUCGUGGGGUAUUCUCUGGCCAUUCAUCACCGCACGUGCAGGCGAUUGGUAUCCUGAUAACCUCGGAAGCAAUGACUUCAGAGGUCUCUAUGGGUACAAGGUUUUUAUAGCCAUAUCUCUAAUACUUGGGGACGGCCUUUACAACUUGAUUAAGAUAAUUCUGAUCACUGGAAAGGAGGUAAUGAACGCGCGCUCAAAGCAGGACGCUCUUCCGAUUGUCGCAACAUCUGCAAAAGCUGAGGAGAGCUCUGAUCAGUUGCCGAACGAGGAAAAGCUCCGAAACGAAAUCUUCGUGAAAGACAGCAUACCUUCCUGGCUCGCGGCCUCCGGCUACGUCGCACUCGCAGCAAUAUCCACAGCGACCAUACCGACAAUCUUCCCGCAGGUCAAGUGGUACCUCGUUCUCGCGUGCUACGUCGUGGCCCCCGCCCUCGCCUUCUGCAACUCCUACGGCACAGGCCUCACCGACUGGAACUUGGCCUCCACCUACGGCAAGAUCGGCCUCUUCAUAUUCGCUUCCUUAGUCGGCAAGAACGGCGGCGUCAUUGCCGGGCUCGCCGCUUGCGGCGUGAUGAUGUCCAUCGUGUCCACCGCCGCCGACCUCAUGCAGGACUUCAAGACGGGGUACCUCACUUUCUCGUCUCCGCGGUCGAUGUUCGUGUCGCAGCUGGCGGGGACGGCGCUCGGCUGCCUGAUCGCGCCGCUGACGUUCUGGCUCUUCUGGACCGCCUUCGACAUCGGCGCCCCCGACGGCGUGUACAAGGCGCCCUACGCCGUCAUCUACCGCGAGAUGGCCAUACUCGGCAUCGAGGGCUUCUCGGCGCUCCCCAAGCACUGCCUCGCGAUCUGCGCUGGCUUCUUCGUCGCGGCAUUGGCGGUCAACCUCUUGAGGGACGUCGCGCCGAAGAACGUGUCGAAGUUCAUUCCGAUACCGAUGGCGGUGGCGAUUCCCUUCUACAUCGGGGCGUACUUCGCGAUCGACAUGUUCGUCGGGACGGUGAUAUUGUUCAUGUGGGAGCGCGUGAACCCUAAGGAGGCCGACGAGUACGCCGGUGCCGUCGCCUCCGGCUUGAUCUGCGGCGACGGGAUCUGGACCGUUCCUUCUGCCAUAUUAUCGAUCUUUCGGAUCAACCCGCCGAUCUGCAUGUACUUUGCUCCUUCGGUUUCCCGCUAAAAAGAUGGAGAAAGCAAACUAAACUCUCUAUUUAGAGUACAGAUACAAUGCUUCUAGAAGUAAACGGAGGCGUUUACUUUCGUGUUAUUCUCGGCGAUGGGGCAUUUGAAUUGACGAUCGGCACCGUUAAACAUGAUUCAGACUAUUUAAACUUUAUAAGACUCAAAUUUUGUAUUUUUCCGACAUUGUUUGCCCCGCGAUCAAACAGUCUCAAAUUCAGUCAUUAAAAGUAGUCAAUUUUAAGACUACUUGAAUUCGGGCCACUUAUGUUGAAAAAUUAUAAAAUUUGAAAUAUAAAAUAUUAAAAUAGUUACGGUAUAGAUUGUCAAUUCAGAUGUAUGUCAUAUUGCCGGAAAUGAUGUGAAAGUAAACAAGUAUUUUAGUGGGGUUUCUCUAUUUUGCGGUUCUUGUUGUAUCAUUAUUAUAGCUAUUUUGUAAAUAUAAUAAUAUUAUAUUAUAUAUAAACUAUAGAAACUAUAUAUUAGACGUGAACUAAGAUUUAUUUGUUUGCUAAAUUACGUAAACUCUUCUAUGUCCA